Molecule: messenger RNA, 2787 nt
Organism: Lithohypha guttulata
Lineage: Eukaryota; Fungi; Ascomycota; Eurotiomycetes; Chaetothyriales; Trichomeriaceae
Exons: 2
Coding region: 1-2787 (928 amino acids)
Biological process (GO): regulation of transcription by RNA polymerase II
Cellular component (GO): nucleus
Molecular function (GO): RNA polymerase II transcription regulatory region sequence-specific DNA binding; DNA-binding transcription factor activity, RNA polymerase II-specific
Source: RefSeq, a predicted model, not a curated record
AUGUCCCUACCCAGUGACUCGGGCUAUGGCAGCUCGAGUCUACAAGGAAGAAGAGCAAAGCCCACCCAACUGCAGGAUACCUACCAGCAUCAUCGCUCCAUCGACCCAUAUAACCACGGUGUGCCCGGCCAAUUCUCAGCGUAUAGAGAUGAUGCCCAAUCCUCCGUGUCUGGCUUGAACACCAUGCCUGAGGAGGACGAUCUCCUCCUCCUCAUGAUGACCCAUACCGAGGAAGACGCUAUUGAUCCAACCACGCUGGAUUCCACUUCUCAACUCAUGUACACGACUGGUGGCAUGGAGCUGGACUCUAGUACGCCUCAGUUACGUCGCAGCAAUGCCCUCGAGUUAUCGCAGAAUCAUACUUCAACCUCUUUUAACCUACAGAUGGGACGUUUGGCUGAUCUCGAUUUCGCCAAUUUUGCUUGCGGAGAUACCACUAUGAAAUGGUCACAGCCUUUGCAGCCGCAGUCCCAGCUUAUUCCCAGUAGGAAACGUGCACGUACUGAUGCCGACGCCCAAGCAGCAUCUCACGAGCACAUCCCGCCGGUGUCGCCUUAUGGCUCGUGUCAAAGCCAAUCAGCACAAUCUACCUGGGUUUCGCGCCCUUCUCGGUCAACCCCUUUCCAGACCUCUCAGGCCUCGAUCUACCCACAGCCUGACAAGUCUAAUCACAGACAACAGUCGUCAUACUUUGACCAACAGUCCACGGUCAUUCCAGCCCUUCAGGGUCUGCAACCUCCUUCGUCCAAAGGUCAUAACAAAGCGAAGACAUCUCGUAAAGAAGCCACUCACGGAUGCAGCCUCUGCCCACCAGGAAAAGUUUUCAGAACUAUCAACGAUCUCGAUCGGCACUGCAAGACCUUUCAUGGCAUGUUGAAAAAAGGCGACAAAAUCUUUCGAUGCAAGGUUCCUGGUUGUAAAGAACCGAACAAGGUUUGGGCAAGAUUCGACAACUUCAAACAGCACGUAACACGCAUGCAUGGUACGGAGUAUGAAUCACGCAUCGAAGAAAUGGAAGAACAGUACGACAUCGACGUGCAUGGCCCAGUCGAGCCUAGUAAGAGUAGGAAGAGCUCUCAGAACACAUCUGUGCAAGCAACCCAGCAUUUGACCGACCAAGCAGUCGGUGGCUUGGCACUACAACACCGUGACCUUCCCAAUAUAGGGACUUCGAGUGGCUUUGUGUCAUCUAAUGGCACACUGAUGAGCACUGAUACAUCCGUGGACAAUCGAGGUUCAUUUUCACUCAGAGCUUCUUCCUUCAACGGCUCCAACAAUUCAUUGAAUGUACUGAGAAUGCCGUCGGGAAGCCCUCGCAAGCCGCAGCCCCACAGUGUUGCAAACCCAGAAACGUGUAGUCGCCAGCGAGAAGAGCUUCAAGAACAGAAUAUGAACUUCGAGGCAUCUGCUGUCGAGCCACAUACCGCCGUCCUACGUUUCAUGGAUCAAGGCGCUCAGCCACUUAAGACUAAUGUCUGGACGGCACAGACACUUUAUGAUGACCAAAGCACAACCAGGCACCCUACACUGAACCUCGAUUUAGCUCACGAAGAGAUACCGCAGCGUUUCAGCGCGCUUCUGGAGUGCGUCCGUAACCUCUCGGCGGACGAACGACAACACUUUCAGCAAUUCUUGAGACUCUCAGUGCCUGGCGCAUCUCAAUCAGGGUCAGCUAAGUCAAACAAGUCUUCGCGAUCCUCAACGGCUGACGGUGACAAGUCCUUGAAGUGCAACAAAGAAGGUUGUAAGAAACUGUUUAGUAAGCAGAGUGACCUCCACAAACAUCAGAAACGACACGACAAAAAAUAUGGAUGUACUUUUGAUAAUUGCUACAAGCGAUUUGGUACUAAAUGGGAGUGGAAACGACACGAGUAUGGGCAACAUGUUCAAUUCGAGGAAUGGCGCUGCCAGUAUCCAAAAUUUUCAGGUGACAAGCUAUGUGCGACCCACUUCGACGAUAAGGAAAAAUUCAUUGCUCACCUUAAGGCUGAACACAAGAUGACUGCUCCUGAGGCCGGGAAAAAUUCGAACGAAUGUCGCCUAGCAAAGAGGUGGCUGGAAUCGUACUGGUGUGGUUUUUGCAACAAGAUAAUUCGAUCUGAAACGAACUUUGGUGCACAGAUGGACGAAGAGAGGUACAAUCAUAUUGCCAACCACAUCGACACCACUAACAGCGCCAAACACGAAAUGGAUGCUUGGAUUGAGCUCAGAGGUGGAGGAAAGAGCAAGGAGGAGCUCUACGAAAAGUACAAGGAGGAAAAGGAGAAGCAGGCACUAAAGAGCAAAGCUAAUUCUGAGAGCAUCGAAACUCAAGCUCAGCAACCAACAGAAGAAGAGGAUGCACCGGCUGAGGACGACGACUUAUCAUUUGGUGCAGGGAACAUACUUGCAAUGGAAGAUGACGACCAUGCGUUCUUCCGUCGUCCUGAUAGCUCUUCAGCUGCUCCCAGGCGGCGGUCAUCUACUGUGACGAAUAUUCCUGGAAUCAUGGUGUCCGCUGCUGAGGAACCAUAUGCAGAGAUGGAAAUGGCCCGUGCCUACCCUGAACAGCAGCCUCAACCCUUAUCAGAUUUGAGACACCAUAUGCACAUGCACCAGAUGGAUUCAAACCGGAUCUGCUGCCAUUGUAAACAACCUGACGCGCCGAACCGGGACUUAUCGCAAUGUACAAAUUGUACCCACAUAUUCUGCUCUGGUUGUCAAUUAGAGCCUUUCUUGCAUCCUGGUUCGCAGAUACAGGACUCACACUUUGAAGACAUGUUACUAAGCCUUAGUGGCCAGUAUUAG